AUGUCAGAAAUCUCAAACCCUCCCGUUGAGACUAAACGACCUCCUUCUAUCACUGCUUCGGAUGUCGUAAUGGCCGAUUCCCUUGAGAAAAGUGUUGAAGACAUUAGUGAACAGGAUCAUAAACACAAGCAUGGCAAACGCUCCAAGAAAGGCCAUGAUUCCGCUGGUCAAUCGCAGAAUCUAAAGCACAAAAAGAAACAGAAGAAUAAGAUGGCUGAGAUAAAAGUUACUGAUCAGCAACACGUCAUGUUUUUGCUGGGCGAGCAGCAUGCUGAAGAGGAGCCGCACCAAUCGCCAGCUUUCGUCGAAUUAGAUGAGCUCUACACUGACCCAACCUCUGCAAAUCCACCAGAAUGGCGGGAAGUUGCA
Messenger RNA from Hydatigera taeniaeformis, 369 nucleotides. Lineage: Eukaryota; Metazoa; Platyhelminthes; Cestoda; Cyclophyllidea; Taeniidae. The record is from the annotation of a GenBank genome assembly.